UUACUUCAACACUUAUCAGAACAAAACUUCACUUACUUAAUUAUUUGUAAAGUAUUUAUAAUUAUUAUUAACUCAUGACACAUUUAAAUCACUUAGAAAACUAAUUAUUACUUCCCGGCUUCGAAACGCGUCUACCGGCUGCCGCGUCGCUGCGCCAUUUUGAUUUCAUUUUAAAUCACGCGCAGGCGCAGUCAUUUUUCAACGCGCGGUAUUUUAAAAACUGACCGAGGUGGCGCCACAGAUUCAAAAUGGCGUUUUGUUAUUGAAAUUUAAUUACGUGAUUAUUGUUUAUUGUUGAUUUAAAAAAUGAUAAUUUUUUAAUAAAUGAAUAGAUAAACAAUUAAAGAUAAUUAGUAUAAAAAAUAAUAAUAAUGUAAAAAAUGGUGAGGAACAUAAGAUGGUUUUUAUUAAAUAAUUUAUUUAAAAAUAACCCCAAACUCGGCUUUUCUGGGUACAUAAAAAAAUAUAGAUCAUCACCGAACAUCUAUAAUUACUACAAAUCAGCUGAACAAUCAUCGAAUCGUCUAUCAGCACCAGUUCACUACGACGUAGACUACCACGAUGUUAAAAGUUUUAAACAAUUCGUCGAUGAAUCGUCAAUGGAAAGUGAGGAAGCCAUCGCUAUACUGAGAAAAGAGUUUCAAAUCCCAAACGAUAUCGCUAGGAAGUCUGUGAAAGAUUUUGAAAUUUUUCGGACACUGUCCAAAGUAACGAUUAUCAAAAAUCAUGAUCUCUUGGUUGCUGCUGGUGUCGAUAAAGAGCUACUCAAAAUUCAUCCUUACGUACUUGCCAGCACGACUGAAGAUUUGGAGAAAAAAAUAGCUAGUUUCGAAACCAUGAAGCUGGACAUCACUCAAGCACUUUUGCUGUUCAAAUUCCAGGCAAGAAGAUUAGUGCGGCUGUCAGUUUUAACUGAGUCAGACAAAACAAUUAUUCCCCAAGAAUUUAAAAAUCGGAUUGAGUACUUGGCAAAUCGGUUCGAGUGCAGUAUACAGGAAUUAUGUCAAAUUUUAUUAAUGAAUAAAUAUUUUUUGACCUUGAAUAUGAAAAGAAUAUAUGACAUCACUGAACACCUCCGUGAGGCUGGUACCAGGGGAAAAAUGAUAAGGACAAAUUUAUUUUUAUAUGGGCACAAAGUACCACGAGUGUUAGAAAGAAUUGAAAAAGCCCGAUCUUUUGGAAUGAGGCACGUGAAGCCAUGGGCAGUGCGCUGUCCAGACAAAGUAUUUGCCAGAAUGGAGGAAAAUGCUAGAUGCCGAAUCGAGUACUUGAAACCUCACACUAGUAUUAAAGAAUACAUCAUGUCAUUAUUUAAUUGCGACGAGGAUUUCGUUGAGGGUCUAUUCCGCAAGGAUCCGUCGCUCUAUAUGAGGAACAUCAAGACCCUGACGGGCGUGUUGUUGUUCAUGCGCGAAAAAGGGUACAAAUUUGAAAAUGUAUAUUUAGGAACACGAGCACUUCACUGCCGAGAAGAAUCCCUGCGUUAUAAAUAUGAAAAAUGGGUUAAGCACGACCUAGGGCAGCCUUCUCUGUCCAUUAUCUCUUCUUCGAUUACCGUCUUUGAGAUCUACUUCAACAAAAAAUUGCAGCAAAAGUCAUUUAAAUCGAAUGAUCGUGAACAUUCAUAUCCUUAAUUAAUAUUAUUAUUAUUGAAAAAUACAUUUUUUUAUAGAUGUGUAAAUAUUUUUACAUAAUUAUUUUUAAUAUUUUGAUUGUUUAUUUCACUUAUAUAUAAAUAAAUGUAUAUAUUUAUAUAUAUAUAUAUAUAUAUCUAAUAGUCUGAUAACUAAAAUAAAUUCAAAGGCCAUAUUUAAU
This is a messenger RNA of Microplitis demolitor, 1815 nucleotides long. RefSeq names its product transcription termination factor, mitochondrial (gene mTTF). The coding region runs from base 381 to 1634 and encodes 417 amino acids. Lineage: Eukaryota; Metazoa; Arthropoda; Insecta; Hymenoptera; Braconidae. Gene Ontology annotation, molecular function: double-stranded DNA binding. The record is from RefSeq and is a predicted model, not a curated record. The transcript is spliced from 4 exons. Gene Ontology annotation, biological process: regulation of DNA-templated transcription; termination of mitochondrial transcription. Gene Ontology annotation, cellular component: mitochondrial matrix.